GGCUACGACACCGUGAUCGGUGCAGGAAGCAUAGCAUUAUCUGGUGGGCAGAAACAACGUUUAGCCAUCGCAAGAGCUUUGGCAACUAAGCCAAAGAUUCUUUUGCUUGACGAAGCCACUAGCGCUUUGGAUACAGAAAGCGAAAGAACAGUGCAGGCUGGUUUCCUCUUAUUGCCCUUAGCGAUAAAGUCAAGCCAAGCACUGAAUAAUGCAGCACAUGGAAGAACUACAAUAGUAAUCGCUCAUCGUCUCAGCACUUUGAAGGAUGUAAAGAGGAUUCACGUAAUUGAUGAAGGAAAAGUUAUAGAAUUUGGUAAGCACACUUACUCCUAA
Molecule: messenger RNA, 333 nt
Organism: Cylicostephanus goldi
Lineage: Eukaryota; Metazoa; Nematoda; Chromadorea; Rhabditida; Strongylidae
Source: the annotation of a GenBank genome assembly